UCACCACCCCAUCACCAUGCGGCCAUGUCGGUUCUUCAUCUUGGUGCAGGAUUUCUCUGGGGGAGGUGAGGGGCAGGUGCCCCGGGGCAGCCUCCUGAGACAGGCAGGCGAGCCCCCCUCCCCGGACUGCCCCUUCUGGGCCAAGCUGCUGGACACGGAGGCCAUGGUGCAGGUGCCGGCCCGGGCUGCGCAGGAGCUGAGCAAAGAGCAAGCUGGGAUGCUGCAGGCCGUGACCAAUGGAGAUGAGCGACUGGAGCUCUUCAGACAGGAGGGGCUGCUGGGCAGGCGGGGGGCCCUGUGCCCAGGGGACCGGGUCCGGGUCCAGAUCACCUCGGCCUCUGGGGAGAAGGUCCGGGGUGUCCUGCGCUACCGAGGACCCAUGGGAGACGGCAAGGAGCAGGUUGGAGUCAUCUUCGGGGUGGAACUGGUGGGAUCAGCGGCUGGGAAGGGUUUCACCGACGGCUCCUUCAGAGGCCAGAAGUUCUUCUCAUGCCGGGAGAACUGCGGGGUUUUUGUGCCUGUGAGCCGGAUUGAGCCAGAGGAGGGGUCUGAGUGCAGCCCCCUGAUGGCUCCCCGGGGCAGCCGCCGGGCAUGCACCAGGCUCCAGCUGGCCGCAGGGGACCCCCUCAAAUCUCCACCCCUUGAGCUCGGUGAUCGGGUCUUCUUCAGGAUGGGUGACAGUGCCCCCACAGGCACUGUGGUUUUCUGCGACUAUCUGCCGAAGAAGGAGAUGACAGGGGUCUUUGUGGGGAUCUUCCUGGAUCAGCCCGUUGGCUCAUGGGAUGGCAAAUUCAAAGACCAAUCGCUUUGCCACCUCCCCUCUCCAGAGUAUGGGAUCCUCCUGCCAAUCGCCAAAGUACAUAAAGAAAAGGCUGAUGAAGGCCCCAAGGCCUUGAGUGAUGACUCCUCCCGAGGGCUCCUCAAUGACCUCCCGUCCCCCUCCUCCAUUCGAUACCCCCCCAGACCGGAAUGGGAGUUCCCUCAUGGCUCCCCCUCCUCCCUGUUGACGGGGAGCACCAAGGAGCGGGGGGAAGGGGAGGAGGAGGAAGGAGAGGAGGAGGAGCUGGCUUCGCCCCCGCUGGAAAUCAACUCUGUGGUGGAGGUGCACGACCCCCCAAUCUACGGGGUGAUCCGCUGGACUGGGAAGCUGCCAGAUGUGAGGGAGACCAUUGCAGGGCUGGAGCUGGAGGAGGCGCUGCCCUCGGGCUGCACGGAUGGGAUCUACCGAGGGAUGCGAUACUUUCAGUGCCCACCUGGCAAGGCUCUCUUCAUCAAGCUACGCCACUGUCGGCCCGAUGCCCGCUUCGGGGUGCCCCAGCCCCCUGAGAACCCCGUGCUGCGCUGCAACUCACUGGCUUUCAGGGUCUAUGCCAGCGAGCGGGUGCUAGAGGACACCCCCCCGGGGCUGGGUGAAGAGGUGGGUCAGCGCCUGAUAGGCUGGAAGAAGGGGAUACAGGGCCAUUGCAACUCCUGCUACCUCGAUGCCACCCUCUUCUGCAUGUUUGCCUUCAGCUCUGUGCUGGACUCGCUGCUGCUGCGCCCCGCGGACAAGAACGACGGGGCAUCUUACGAGGAGAUCCGGGACCUGCUGAGAACCGAGAUCGUUAACCCCCUUCGCAAACAUGGCUACGUCUGCGCCACCAAGGUGAUGUCCUUGCGGCGGGUGCUGGAGGCGGCUGGACGCUCCCCGGGCUUCACCAGCGAGGAGAAAGACCCCGAGGAGUUCCUCACCCUGCUGUUCCGGGUGCUGAAGGUGGAGCCCCUCUUUCAGAUCCGGUCGGCGGACAAGGACCCCCAGGGCUGCAUCUUCUACCAGAUCUUCAUGGAGGGGAGUGCAGGGGGUGCUGGGCGGGGGGUCCCCACAGUGCAGCAGCUGCUGGAACGGUCACUGGCUGCUGGUGACCUCAAGUUCACUGAGGCUCCCUCCUGCCUCAUCCUGCAGAUGCCCCGCAAUGGCAAAGACUACAAGGCCUUUGCCACCAUCCUGCCUAGCCUGGAGCUGGACCUUACUGACCUGCUGGAGGACACCCCCCGGGAGUGCUGCAUCUGCCAGGCUCUGGCGCUGAGCGAAUGCCCCCAGUGCUUCGGGGACCCCAGCAUCGGGGCAGGGAGCACCCGUCAGUACUGCGCUCUCUGCUGCCAGCAGGUUCACCGUCACCGCGCCCGGCGCUCCCACCGCCCCCGCACCCUGCGCCUACCCCCCGAGCUGGAGCACCUGCCGCCCCCAUCAGGCCCCCCGCCCCGCCAGACUAUGCAGCUCUACGCCGCCCUCUGCAUUCAGACCAGCCACUACGUGGCCUUCGCCCGCCACGGCCCACGCCGCGGCCAAUGGCUCUUCUUUGACAGCAUGGCCGACCGCCAGGGUGGCCAGAAUGGCUUCAAUAUCCCGCAGGUCACACCUUGCCCGGAGGUGGCUGACUACCUGGAGAUGAGCCCGGAGGAGCUCCAACCCAAGCACUUGCCAAUGCCAUGGGCUGGGAAGAGCCUGCAUGUGGUCACCAGAAAUACCUGCCUGGAUCAGUUGGUCCACUGCCAGGAGCCAUGGAGAGAUGGGGAUUGCCAGUGCCGAAGAGUCUUGGAGGCCUCUAUGGCUCCGUGUGGGUUCUUAGGCCUGGCACACUAAAUUUCCCACAUAUUUGGUUUCAACCCGCUCUGCUCCCCGGCCGUCUCACAGAGAUCCCAACUCAAGGGCCUUUCAUAGGUCCCUGCCGCUUUCCUUCUUUCUCCUCCAUUUCCCCCCCUUCUAUAGCCCCCAAAGAGAAAGAAAGGAGAAAAGCAAGGAAAUUCAAUGCCAAGAACUUGGUGAACGCUGACAAAAAUCAAUGCUUUAUUCGGGAUUGACAAAUGCAUUCCGCCACAGGUUCCACCCCAAAAUGAUCCCAAAGCAGAAUUCAGGCUGCAGGAGGAUUAGAUUUUUAUCUUUAAAUGUCGGUAAACGUUGAUUUCACAAUAAUAAUCAAAAUCAACAGCUAGGCAAGGUAAGGAAAAUGCUGUUUGCAUAAUUACUAGACUUUGAUUUAAGGCCAUUUACACCGUAUAUUGGCCAUGUGCUGUUGACAAAUUGUGUUUUACUGGCCAUAAAGCUUUAACUUUUUGAAUCUCAGUGUCCACUGUCAUUAAAUAAUUAUUGUCUGUCCUCCUCCAUUGUCUGAUCCCAGUCAAUUUCCCACAACUGUGAAAAUGUAAAUAGAUAUUUUUUUUAAAUAACAAAAGGUUAAAGGCCAUAA
Messenger RNA from Gopherus flavomarginatus (Mexican gopher tortoise), 3227 nucleotides. Its product is annotated as ubiquitin carboxyl-terminal hydrolase CYLD-like. The coding region runs from base 17 to 2623 and encodes 868 amino acids. The record is from RefSeq and is a predicted model, not a curated record. Gene Ontology annotation, molecular function: K63-linked deubiquitinase activity; cysteine-type deubiquitinase activity. Gene Ontology annotation, cellular component: cytosol. The transcript is spliced from 15 exons. Gene Ontology annotation, biological process: regulation of intrinsic apoptotic signaling pathway; regulation of mitotic cell cycle; protein K63-linked deubiquitination. Lineage: Eukaryota; Metazoa; Chordata; Testudines; Testudinidae.